Cryptomeria japonica (Japanese cedar) is the source of this 3334-nucleotide messenger RNA. Its product is annotated as F-box/LRR-repeat protein 3. The record is from RefSeq and is a predicted model, not a curated record. Gene Ontology annotation, biological process: SCF-dependent proteasomal ubiquitin-dependent protein catabolic process. The transcript has 8 exons. Gene Ontology annotation, molecular function: protein binding. NCBI's taxonomy places the organism in Eukaryota, Viridiplantae, Streptophyta, Pinopsida, Cupressales, Cupressaceae. The coding region runs from base 1163 to 3196 and encodes 677 amino acids. Gene Ontology annotation, cellular component: SCF ubiquitin ligase complex.
UCUGUGAGUAUCUGUGUAAUGGCUUUACAGGUGUGCUGGAUGCGUGGGUUCUUUUGUUCUUUAUAAAUCCGAGAAAAUCAAUGAUACCCGUUACAGAAUUUUACUUUGUUCAGUUUAAUCUUUUAUGACUUAGCCUGAGUUUGGAUUGGAUUUGGCUUAUGGGUUGUGGUGUUUUGAUUUGUUUGGGAAAUUGUAGUUGAGAGAGAUUAUGGGUAGCCUUUUGGGCUCUGUGAGAUUGAGUUUGUAAUUCAUUUUUAGGAUUUGCGAACAUGGAAUGUAGGUUUUCUUAUGUGACGGGUCGUCUUAUUACAGUGAGGGAAUUUUAACCUAGUCAUAGCCAUUGCAGGACGACUCCUUUGAAUCUGAAUAUUAUAAAUUUGAAUCUGAAUUUUUUAUAGUAUUUUUUUGGAGGCGAAGCCAUUCUUGACAUGAUUGUUAUAAUUACAUUUUCUUUUCCCCCCUUUUUUUCUUGCUUUCAUUAAAAGAGAUUUAAUGUGCUGAGUUGUGACUAUAAGGGGUGUUUAAGUUUGACAGUGUGUUGUAGUAUCAGAAUUCUCACGCCUUUUAUAAAGAUCGGGUAACUCUGUAAAAUUUAUUUGGACCAGCUAGGGUCAAAACAAAGCCUUCUCCAACAUGCUGUUGGAUGUUCUACAACAAGCUUUCGUUGAUGCCGUAUUUAUUGGGUAGUCACACCAAUAAUGUGAUUUGAAUCUGUGUCUAAUAAUAUCUAGGCCACUAGCAUUAACCAGGUGGAUUUCUACCGAUGCCUCCACUUCAAGAUGCACUUCUAUGGUCGGGGCUCCUAUUUUGGCUCUGAUGCCUUGUUAAAUUUUUGAGAACCAACUAGGACUCCAACCUAGGAUGGUCCAUUUGCUACCGGGAUGCCCUAGCACUGAGUAAGGAUUGUUUCAAACGAAAUGUUUGUUCUCUUUAGGAUAUAUUUUCUGAGCUUUGAUUUAUUUUCUUGGUAUAUUGAAGAUUUUGCACUGUUAUUAAGCCUUACAAGGUCCUCUUUGGCAGGAUUUUGGUUUCUUACAAUAAGUAGGCUUUUUCAGUUUGAAAUAAAAUUUUGCAAUUUUAUUUUGUGUUCUUAAUUCCAGAUUUGAAGUACAAGUUUGUAUUCUUGACUUGAUUUAAGGUUUCAUGUUCUACGUCAUGAUGUAUGAAGUAUGCAAAUCUUUGGCAGGAAGAGUUGGUUGUUUCAUGUCUAUUUUUAACUGAACAAGAUGGGUUUUCAUUUCUGUUUCUGCCAAUGCAAGGAUCAGAAUCUAUGAACAAGAUGGCGAGCAUUCUAAGCCUCCUUGGAGAUGAUAUUCUCUUGAGGAUUCUGAGGAGUGUGAGGAGCCCCACAGACAGGAAAUCAUGGUCUCUGGUGUGCAAGCACUUUUAUCAUUUGGAAGCUCUUUGCAAGGAAAGAUUGCAGCUCUUAAGAAGGAAAAUGUUAACUAGGAUUCUGGAGAGAUAUGGGAACCUCCUGCACUUAGACUUUUCCCUGUGCCCACAGAUCACUGACGAAUGCCUGGAACAGGUAGCUAGAUUAUCAGGGCAGCAUUUGCGUUCUAUAAAUCUUUCUAAACUGAGCUGUUUUAGUCACAUUGGCCUGUUCAUGCUGGCGAAAGGCUGCGAGAACUUGGUGGAAAUUGAUCUUUCUAGCUGCUCCAGAAUUGGGGAUAAAGAGGCUGAUGCUAUUUCUCAGGCCAAGAAUCUGCAGUCACUGAAAUUGGUGAAGUGCCAACAAAUUUCUGACUUGGGUUUGGUUUGCAUAGCAGUGAGAUGUGGUAAACUCCGUUACUUGAAUCUCAAAUGGUGUGUUGGGAUAUCUGAUUCAGGCAUUGAAAUGGUUGCUGUUAAGUGCAAAGAACUUAGGUUUCUUGAUCUUUCUUACUUACAGAUAACAAACAAAUCUAUAGCUUCUGUAGCACAGCUUGAGUACCUAGAGACCUUGGUACUGGUUGGUUGUGUCUCAGUAGAUGACGAAGGCCUUGAUUUUCUCAAAGAUGGCUGCAAAUCGUUGCAGAGACUUGACGUUUCAAAGUGUCAGAAUGUGAGUUGCAAUGGCAUAAUCUCUGUUACAAGUGGUUCUAUACCCUUGCAGCAACUUACAUUGGCCUAUUGUGUUCCGCAGGUCACAAGUGCUAUUUUUGCAUCUUUGCAAAAGUUUGAAAGUCUCCAGUCAAUUAAAUUUGAUGGCUGUGAAGUUUCUAGCUCAGGGCUCGAGUCUAUUGGGAAGAGCUGCAAAUAUUUGCAGGAACUAAGCUUAAGUAAGUGUAGUGGUGCAACAGAUGAAGGAAUUUCUUUACUUGUGGCAGGUUGCAGAGACUUGAGAAUUGUGGACCUCACCUGCUGCCACAAUCUCACUGAUGUUGCUGUUUCAGCCAUUGGAAUGUCUUGCACAAAUCUUUCAUGUCUCAAGAUGGAAUCAUGUAGCUUGGUCACUGAGACAAGCUUAAAUGUGUUAGGUGAUAACUGUCACUUUCUGGAAGUCCUUGACCUCACCGACUCUAGCAUAAACAAUACAGGAUUGAAGUUCAUUUCCAGAUGCUCGAAAUUGACUACCUUAAAAUUAGGAAUAUGUGAAAGUAUAUCUGAUGAGGGAUUAACAUAUAUUGGUGCUCACUGCUCAGAUCUUCUAGAACUUGAUUUAUACCGGUCGGCAGGAGUUGGUGAUGUUGGAUUAGCAGCAAUUGCCUGUGCUUGCCCAAAGUUGAAGAUAUGCAAUCUCUCAUAUUGCAUAGCGAUCACAGAUGAAUCACUAAAAUCUCUUUCUCAACUUGAAGGGCUUCACAACCUUGAGAUUCGAGGUUGUAUUCAUGUAACUUCUGCAGGACUUUCUGCCAUUGCCAUGGGAUGCAGGCAUUUGGUAGAGUUAGAUAUCAAGAGGUGCUGUUGUGUUGAUGAUGUGGGAUUAGUGACUCUUGUUCAUUGUUGCCAAAACCUGAGACAGAUAAACAUUUCAUACUGUCCAAUUUCAGAUGUUGGGAUGUUGGCAUUAGCCAAUCUCAGUUGCUUGCAAAAUAUAAAGCUAGUGCAUCUCAGGAAUGUGUCUUUAGAUACCUUUGCAUUUGGUCUUUUAGCUUGUAAGAGCUUAAAGAAAAUCAAAGUUCUGAAACAUCUGAAAUCGCUCCUACCACCAGGUAUAUUUGAACACUUGGAAGAACAAGGCUGCAGAAUCCGGUGGAUGGAUAAGCCUCUUUGAUGUAAUUGACAGUUUUGUAAUGUUGGAUUCAUGCUUUUGGAAAUGAACAAUUUUUUAAAACAUGAACCGGAAAAGGUACAGCUUUGGAGAUGAACAAUUUUUUGAAACCAUGAAUGGGGAAAGUUUUGUCUUUGUAUA